Carassius gibelio (silver crucian carp) is the source of this 2472-nucleotide messenger RNA. RefSeq names its product PDZ and LIM domain protein 5-like. Gene Ontology annotation, molecular function: muscle alpha-actinin binding; actin binding. Gene Ontology annotation, biological process: actin cytoskeleton organization; muscle structure development; heart development. The record is from RefSeq and is a predicted model, not a curated record. NCBI's taxonomy places the organism in Eukaryota, Metazoa, Chordata, Actinopteri, Cypriniformes, Cyprinidae. The transcript has 13 exons. Gene Ontology annotation, cellular component: adherens junction; stress fiber; Z disc. The coding region runs from base 189 to 1919 and encodes 576 amino acids.
CGUGCCGGUGACGUCAUCGCGUCAGUGCAGCGCGUGUGUUAAAGGGGCGGAAGUCAGUCAGACUUAGACGCUCGCUGGGGUUUCUAAACUUGUUUUCUCUGUCUUCUUCACUCACAGUUUGACUCCACAGCAGCUCACAGGCUGUGAAUUGGACUUCGGCAGCACCUUCAGCAGUGACCCGCUCCACCAUGAGUAACUACAGCGUGUCCUUGAGCGGACCUUCACCCUGGGGCUUCAGACUACAGGGUGGCAAGGACUUCAGCAUGCCUCUCACCAUCUCCAGACUGACAGAAGGAGGAAAGGCAGCGAAAGCCAAGAUCAGCGUCGGGGACGUGGUGCUGUCUAUCGACGGCAUCGCAACGGAGAGCAUGACACACCUGGAAGCACAGAAUAAAAUCAAAGCCUGUACGGGAAACCUGAACCUCUCGCUGCUGAGAUCUUCCAGUAUCACUAAAACAGACACUUCGAAGGGGGAACCACAGGAGAUCAUAAAGCCGGUGCCCAUCAGCCAAACACCUGGGGCCUCCACCGGCCCCGCCAGCAUUGCUUAUAAUAAAACCGCUCGGCCCUUUGGUGGAACGACUAACACGGUCAGAUCAGUCAGUCCCAAAGCCUCCAUCCCCUCCGCCUCGUCUGCCUUCACUCCAGCCACUCCCACCCAGCAGCAUGGCCACUCCCCCUUUGCUAACUCCUCCUCCACACCGUCCUCUGGCUCCUCCUCCCCGGCGAGAGUGAUGGCUCCGCCCCCGGCCCCCGUCGCCCCUCAUUCGUCCGUCUAUAACACGCCCAUCAACCUCUACUCCAAUGAGAACGCGUGUGAGGUGGCCUUGGGCCAGAGGCGUGGCCUGCUGGAGAGCAGAGCCCCUGGGGAACAGCACAACGGGAGCGCUCGUCAGCCCGUGCCGGACCCCGAGGGGAAUCACGUCUCUGCUGUCAGUGAUGCCAGUAAGAAGCGUGUGAUCGAGGACACGGAGGACUGGCAUCCUCGCUCUGGCACGUCUCAGUCCCGCUCCUUCCGCAUCCUGGCACAGAUCACGGGCACAGAGAACGAACCAGCUCAGGAGAACCGGCCGGGGAAGAACGAGGCCACAGAGGAGCUUCAUCCCAGUUCGCAUGCCACGUCUUCAGUCAAAACCGUGAGCACAGCGUCCGCUGGAGCCCUGCAGAAGGACAACGGCGUCCCUCCAGCCGCAGCCGAGAGCCACCAGUCGAGCAGCGCCGCAGGGUUUCCCAAAGCAGGUGCACCUGCGCCGCAGACGGGGCCCUCGAUGGGACGGGUCAGCAGCAAGGGCCCGGAUCGACCCGCUCCUCAGGUUCAUCCCAGUGACCAGGACUCGCUGGUGCAGAGAGCCGAACACAUCCCGGCGGGAACACGCACACCCAUGUGUGCACACUGCAGCAUGGUCAUCAGGGGUCCGUUCCUGGUGGCGAUGGGUAAAUCGUGGCAUAAGGAGGAGUUCAUCUGCUCUCACUGCUGCAGUUCUCUGGCAGACGUGGGCUUCGUGGAGGAGCGUGGCUCUGUGUACUGCGAGCGCUGCUACGAGCAGUUUCUGGCCCCGACCUGCUUCAAGUGCCAGCAGAAGAUUCUGGGGGAAGUCAUCAAUGCCCUGAAGCAAACCUGGCAUGUGAACUGCUUCCUGUGCACCAGCUGCCAGCAGCCAAUCAGCAACAACACCUUCCACCUGGAGGACGGCCGGCCGUACUGUGAGACCGAUUACUACACCCUGUUCGGCACCAGCUGUCACGGCUGUGACUUCCCCAUCGAAGCGGGCGAUAAGUUCGUGGAGGCGCUGGGCUUCACCUGGCACGACACCUGCUUCGUCUGCACGGUGUGCAGCACGAGUCUGGAGGGUCAGACCUUCUUCUCCAAGAAAGACAAGCCCUUGUGCAAGAAACACGCUCACAGCGUCCAGUUCUGAUCUCACGGAGAAACACUUGUGGUCAGAUUUAUUCCAGUGAGAUCAGGAACCGCUCUCCUGAAGAAGGCUUUGGCUUCAUGUUCAGAGCGUUGUCUGUUUUUGAGCGAGUAUAUCAUGCGAUGCAGUGUUUUAUUGAGAUCUUGACAUGCAAGAGAUUUUUCGUUUCUUAUUGUUAUCAUUCCAGAAGUUUAUAGUCUAUUAUCCACAUGUAUUUAAAGAGCCGUGUCUCUGUGCUAAUAUAUUUUGUGUUUGGACGGCCGUCUCUCUCCUGCAGAACAUCCAGCUCUCUUCAUGCAGGUAGAUUUGAUAUUUUACAGUGAUAUUUAAUGUUAUUUCUGUGCUCUUUUAUCUGCGUCAGGUUUGUGGGAGAUCCGAUCAUCUCUGACUUUAUUUGUAUUAAUAUAAAAACAUGUUUUAAGUUUAGGAUUAAAGACUUCCAGAUGGUUUUCUAAUCAUUAGCUCGUGUGCAUCUUUAUUCUCUUUGUUUUAGUUGCCUGUAAUUCACUUCUUUAUUCUGAGAUGGGAUGAAAAAUAAAACACUGUUCUUCUCAAA